Messenger RNA from Oenanthe melanoleuca, 1672 nucleotides. Its product is annotated as mas-related G-protein coupled receptor member H-like. The coding region runs from base 76 to 945 and encodes 289 amino acids. Gene Ontology annotation, molecular function: G protein-coupled receptor activity. Lineage: Eukaryota; Metazoa; Chordata; Aves; Passeriformes; Muscicapidae. The transcript has a single exon. The record is from RefSeq and is a predicted model, not a curated record. Gene Ontology annotation, cellular component: membrane. Gene Ontology annotation, biological process: G protein-coupled receptor signaling pathway.
UUCUCCAAGCACUGACUCCCAUCAUCUCAGACCAUAGCCAGGGGCCACAUCCCACUGCCUGCCCAGUGUCCAUCCAUGGAGGUGACCACUGUAUCCCCAUCUCCUGCCUCAUUCACUGAAGGGGACAAUCUCUGUGACAUAGAUGUCACCAGUGUGGCUAUGCACAGUGUGACACUGCUCAUCUGCCUCUGUGGGCUGGCUGGGAAUGGGGCUGUCCUUUGGCUCCUCAGCCUGAAAAUCCGUAACUCUGGCAUCUUUAACCUGGCUUUUGCCGACUUCCUCUUCCUUGUCUUCACGGUGCCCUCCAUCCUUCUCUUCCUAGUGGAGGACAUAUCCUGCUCUAUUAUUAUGCCCCUGACGUACAUGAGCUUCCUUUUCCAGCUCUCAAUGGUCUCCUUCUACUGGGCAUUGUUCCAACUGGCAUUCCUCAAUUUCAGGAAGGACAUGACCUUCCUCUUUGAGCUCUGCUGCCAUUGCUGUCACCUUCCCGAGCGCCUGUGGUGGGUGGUGGACAGUGUCCAAGACUGGGCCUUCUUUGCUCUCUUCACUGUCAUUCCCAUGGUGACAUCCCUGUGCCCAUCACACGAGCAGGAACAGUGCAGGGCAGCUCUCAUCUCCAUGUUCACAGUCAUCCUGCUCCUCUUUGUUGUCCCCAUGGUCAUUUCCCGCACAAUCGACAUCAUCAGGGCCAUGCGAGGCUCCAAGAAGCAGCAACCCAAGAGGAGAGACAUCAUUAUCUUCCUCAUUGUGGUAUUUGCUCUUCUCAUCAACCUCUGCAAUUUCCUGCAGCAGCUCGGGUACAUGCCUGUUUCCUCCCAGGUUGUUUUCCUGCUCACCUGCAUCCACAGCAGCAUCAAACCCUUUAUCUAUUUCUUGGCAGGGCACUGUUGGAGUCCCUGCUCCAUCUGGUCCCUCAGAGAUUCCCUCCAGGAAGUUUUUGAGUAGCAGAAAGAAAAACUUCCCAGAGAAAUGAUGCCCCCAGGGACAUGGGGCUCUGAGCUUGUUAAUCCCUUCCACCGCUCUGAUUGAGACAGGGAAUUGAGAAGUAAGGAAUAGUUCAUCAAAAACCAAGACAAUGAGGAAUGCCUGACAUUUACUAUGCUUGCAAAAAUCGGGAGGAGAGGCAAACAGGUUUGUGAUAAACAGAGCCAGAACUUGCAAACAGGGUGAAGGGUGCAAGGCUACCAGUGAUAAGUGAUAAAUCCAAAACCCUUAACCAGCAAGAGCUAAUCUCAAGGCCUGGAAUAUGCCAAGAAGGUUAAGAUGCAUACUCUGGAGACAAAGCUGAAAAGUUCAAGUGCGAUGAAAUGUUUGGAAGACUUCAUCAGAGACCCCAAAUGACCUCUGCAUUGGGGAGGCACAAGCACAAAAGGACUUUUGGUUCGUUUUAAUAGGAAGCGAGGGUAGGCAGGACGAGGUGGGGCUAGGACAUGAAUAUGUAUUGGUCAUAUUGUGUAAUCCUAAAUUUUAGGGAGUAAAUAAAGCAGUAGUUUGAAGUUUCGGUGUGCAGGCUUUGGGAGGAAUUAUCCCUGUGCACCUCAGUGCUGAAUAAAUGCACACCUACUUUAUAACUCUCAUUUCUCACGAGUUACAGAGUCUUUUCUGCGUAUCAUGCUGAAGGAUCUCAGUGCAAGUUUUUUGAGUCACUUGAUUAAUAAAUAUCCACACCCUC